AUGGCAGAGUCCAGUGUUCAUAGUAAGUCAACAUGUUACUUUCUCAGAUGCCAUUGGGGUUUUUUCUUGCUUAAAUGUACUUCAUCAAAAACUCCUUCAUAGUGAGCUUUUGCAGUGCUUACACUUAGAAUGUGAGCAAAAUAUCUGUAAGUGUGCCCAUCAUAUGAAGGUCGAUGUGUGGUCUAACAUUUCAUCAAAAUAUGUCAGUUAUAAAGUUGUAUGUUGUUACAAAAAGUAGCCGAGCUGAUACGCCACCUUUUUUACAUAAACCAGCUGCACUAAUGAUCAAGGUCAUGGAAUUAACGAUAAAGGUUCCAUCUUUAAUAUCCUGUUGCAGGUAAUCAAAGGAUGAGAAAAUUCUUCACUGUUGUUAGUGGCAUUACCUUGGAUUCUCAUAAGGACUUUUUGAAACAACUCACCAUGCAACAAGACUUUACUGAAGUGAGGACCCUGGAGGAGAGUGAUGUCAUCAUGACUUUCUGUCCUAUCGUCAGUCGUGCUGGGAUUGAUAUUGAAGCAGCACUGAAGGAGAUACCAAGUAAGAAGCAAAGUUAUUGACAUAUACUGCGUAUCUGAAAUGUUUUAUAUCAAAUCCAUGUCAGUGUUGACCUAUGUAUCUAGCAAGAGGCUAAUUAUCUGAACGCUUUAUUUGUUAGCUUUUUCUCAUGCUAAACAUUUUAUUGUCACUUUCUAAACAGCUGGUAAACGUGUUGUUUUGGUGGUGCUGCAUCAUUCCUUCAACCCAGACUGCACAGUACCUAACAGUAGCAGACUGGUGACCAGACAUGAUAUACUAACAGUGGACUGUCUGUUCCAUGAGAACCAUGGACUACUGGACUGUCCUCGCAAUAAAGAAGCAGUCGCUAUGAUUUGGAGGAGUCUAAACAUACAGCCAAAGGUAAUUUACCCUACCAACAACCUACAUGUACUGAGGGUACAUUUCUCUCAUACUCCCCAUGCAUACUUUUGUAAUGUUUUUUUAUUGACCCAUUCAAAUGUUUCAUAUCACCUAUACAGUAAACAAAUAUGGAGAAGCACAGAUUUCACCAAAAUGUUUUAUUAGUCAGAGUCUGAUAGUCUUAGAGUAAUGGUUGCUAGUUAAAUGUGAGUGUUUUACUGUAUUUGAUGCCACAAAACACCUGAAUGAGAAAUUCAAACAGCUUCGGGACAAAGACACAAAACUGGAUGACAUAAUCACUGCUAGUGAGCUGAAGAAUAGUAAGAAGCAAGUUGAGGCACUGGAAAAAGAACUACAGAAGUGCAGAGUUCAACUGCAGAAAAGAGACUGUGACCUAGAAAAGAGCAAACAGGAAGUUGAACAUAAGGAAACACUACUAAAGGAGAUAGAUGAACUAAACAGAAAACAACAUGAACAGCUAAAAGAUAAAGACAAACUACAGCUUUUUAGAUUAAAUUUUUUUAAAUAUAAAAAUAAAUAAUGAAAUAUGACAUUUACAUAAGCAUUCAGACCCUUUACUCAGUACUUUGUUGAAGCGCCUUUGGCAGCGAUUACAACCUCAAGUCUUCUUGGGUAUGAAUCUACAUUCUUGGCACACCUGUAUUUGGGGAGUUUAUCCCAUUUAUUCUCUGCAGAUCCUCUCAAGCUCUGUCAGGUUGGAUGGGGAGCAUCGCUGCACAGCUAUUUUCAGGUCUUUCCAGAGAUGUUCGAUCGGGUUCAAGUCCCAAGUCCGGGCUCUGGCUGGGCCACUCAAGGACAUUCAGAGACAUGUCCCGAAGCCACUCCUGCGUUGUCUUGGCUGUGUGCUUAUGGUCGUUGUCCUGUUGGAAGGUGAACCUUCACCCCAGUCUGAGGUCCUGAGCGUGCUGAAGCAGGUUUUGAUCAAGGAUCUCUCUGUACUUUGCUCUGUUCAUCUUUCUCUUGAUCCUGACUAGUCUCCCAGUCCCUGCCUCUGAAAAACAUCCCCACAGCAUGAUGCUGCCACCACCAUGCUUCACUGUAGGGAUGGUUCCAGGUUUCCUCCAGACCUGACACUUGGUAUUCAGGCCAAAGAGUUCAAUCUUGGUUUCAUCAGACCAGAGAAUCUUGUUUCUCAUGGUCUGAGAGUCCAUUAGGUGCCUUUUGGCAAACUCCAAGCGGUCUGUCAUGUCCCUCUUACUGAGGAGAUGCUUCCGUCUGGCCACUCUACCAUAAUGGCCUGAUUGGUGGAGUGCUGCAUUGAUGGUUCUCCAUCUGGAAGCUUCUCCCAUCUCCACAGAGGAACUCUGGAGCUCUGUCAGAGUGACCAUCAGGUUUUUGUUCACCUCCCUGACCAAGGCCCUUUUCUCCCGAUUGCUCAGUUUGGACGGGCGGCCAGCUCUUGGAAGAGUCUUGGUGGUUCGAAACAUCUUCCAUUUAAGAAUGAUGGAGGCCACUGUGUUCUUGGGGACCUUCAAUGCUGCAAAAUAUUUGUUGGUACCCUUCCCCAGAUCUGUGCCUCGACACAAUCUUGCCUCAGAGCUCUAUGGACAAUUCCUUCGACCUCAUGGCUUGGUUUUUGCUCUGACAUGCACUGUCAACUGUGGGACCUUAUAUAGACGAGUGUGUGCCUUUCCAAAUCAUGUCCAAUCAAUUGAAUUUACCACAGGUGGACUCCAAUUAAGUUGUAGAAACAUCUCAAGGAUUAUCAUUGGAAACAGGAUGCACCUGAGCUCAAUUUCGAGUCUCAUAGCAAAGGGUCUGAAUACUUAUGUAAAUAAGGUAUUUCUGUUUUUUAUUUGUUAUAAAUGAGCAAAAAUGUCUAAAACCUGUUUUUGCUUUGUCAUUAUCGGGCAUUGUGUGCAGAUUGACGAGGAAAAUUGUUUAUUUAAUCAAUUUUAGAAUAAGGCUGUAACGUAACAAAAUGUGAAAAAGGUCAAGGGGUCUGAAUACUUUCCCAAUGCACUGUACUAGACCAGACAUGAUAUACUAACAAUUGACUGUCUGUUCCAUGAGAAGCGGAGACUACUGGACUUUCCUCAGAAUAAUGAAGCAUUCGCUACGUUUAGGAGGAGUCUAAACAUACAGCCAAAGGUAAUUUACCCUACCAACAACCUACAUGUACUAAGGGUACAUUUCUCUCAUACUUCCCACGCAUGCUUUUGUAAUGUUUUUUUAUUGACCCAUUCAAAUGUUUCAUAUCACCUAUACAGUAUACAAAUAUGGAGAAGAACUGAUUUCCCAAAAACAUUUUACUAGUUGGUUUCUGAUAGUCUUAGAGUAAUGGUUGCUAGUUAAAUGUUAGUAUUUUUUUACUGUAUUUGAUGCCACAAAACAACUGAAUGAGAAAAUCAAACCGCUGUUUUUUAUCUGUUUUUAUAUUUUAUAAAUUAGCAACAAUUUCUAAAAACCUGUUUUUGCUUCUUCAUUAUGUGGCAUUGUGUGUAGAUUGUGUGUAGAAUUUAUUUAAUCAAUUUUAGAAUAAGGCUGUAACGUAACAAAAUGUGAAAAAGGUCAAGGGGUCUGAAUACUUUCCCAAUGCACUGUACUAGACCAGACAUGAUAUACUAACAAUUUACUGUCUGUUCCAUGAGAAGCGGAGACUACUGGACUUUCCUCAGAAUAAUGAAGCAUUCGCUACGUUUAGGAGGAGUCUAAACAUACAGCCAAAGGUAAUUUACCCUACCAACAACCUACAUGUACUGAGGGUACAUUUCUCUCAUACUUCCCACGCAUGCUUUUGUAAUGUUUUUUUAUUGACCCAUUCAAAUGUUUCAUAUCACCUAUACAGUAUACAAAUAUGGAGAAGAACUGAUUUCCCAAAAACAUUUUACUAGUUGGUUUCUGAUAGUCUUAGAGUAAUGGUUGCUAGUUAAAUGUUAGUUUUUUUUACUGUAUUUGAUGCCACAAAACAACUGAAUGAGAAAAUCAAACCGCUGUUUUUUAUCUGUUUUUAUAUUUUAUAAAUUAGCAACAAUUUCUAAAAACCUGUUUUUGCUUCGUCAUUAUGUGGCAUUGUGUGUAGAUUGUGUGUAGAAUUUAUUUAAUCAAUUUUAGAAUAAGGCUGUAACGUAACAAAAUGUGAAAAAGGUCAAGGGGUCUGAAUACUUUCCCAAUGCACUGUACUAGAAGAGAAGUAGAAUCGGAUAAAGCAAAGUCACAGAUAAAUGGAGGUUACAAAAAAUUAAAACAUUGAACAAGGUGAGACAGACUUUUAAUAAUCACAUAAUCAUUAUUUAAUUAUAAACACUGUUACAGUAGAAUUUCCAUAAUUUCUCAUACUGUACUAUCAUACAUGUAGUAUCACCUCAGCUGCCUUGCAUUUUCGCCUAAUGUCCCAACACAGAAUUUGCAUGUCCUUUGUCAUCUCAUAACAUCAGGUACAGGAUCUGAUGACUGAAUGGAGAAGCAAGAUGACUGGUGAGUCUGAUCUAUAAAUCUCAGUGAUUUUUUCCAAACAAGUGCAGAGACUGUCAUUUUUGAUUUCAUAUGAAUUAAACAUUUUAAUUACUCUGCCAUUUUUUAAGUCAUGUCACCCCCCUCUUUGUCUUUUCCUAAAUAAGUCUAUUCAACACACCAUCGUUGUUAGAAUCUUGAUAUCACCAACAGAGUUUGUGUUAUGAGCAGUUUUAGGAGGGAGGGCAAGUCAAAUUUCCCCAUUCCUCUUUUCCCCAACCCAACAGUUUACUGCCAUCUGACAAUGGCCCAUCGAAACUACACCUAAACUAUAUCAAAACUAAUUUCACACAUAGGCCUAUAGUAAUAGAUGAAGCCUAACAAAUCAAUGCUAUCUAGCUAGCUAAGUUUUGCUUCGUUGGACGUUCGUUUACAAUGUAUGCUAUUUCAGUUUGUGUAGUUGUUGGUUUAGCUUUCUGUAACUUUGUAGAAAGUACGGUGUAAUGAGCAUGCUGUUUAAUCAGCUUCAUGAUAUACCACACCUGUCAGGUGGAUGGAUUAUCUUGGCAAAGCAGAAAUGCUCCCUAACAGGGAUCUUUAAAAAUGUGUGCUCAAACUUUGAGAGAAAUAAGCUUUCUGGGCAUAUGUAAAAUUUCUGGGAUCUUUUAUUUCAGCUCAUGAAACAUGGGACCAACACUUUACAUGUUGUGUUUAUAUUUUUGUUGAGUGUGCAGUAUAUCGUGCGUGCAACCAGUCCUUUAACAAAACUACCCCGACCAGAGGAUACUAUUGUCAAUAGGCGCUUAAGGUAGUUAGCGUCUAUGAAUGGGCUAGAUAUAGCCUACCGAUGAUAUGGUGUUAUAAGACUGAAUAAUUUCAAUAUGUUUGGAGGAGUGUGUCUUUGGUAACCGGACAAGAGGCGCUCUUUUGAAAUGGGGAUGGAUACAAGCCGAAUGGAGUAUCCUAUGCACUGCAGGUAGGCCUACAGUGUGUGAAUUGUGAACAAUACAAAAGCUUCACGAGUAGACCAUUUAGAAACCUUUUAUGGAUAGGCUACUUGGCUAAUGGAUGGCCAGGAUAAGAAAGACACCAGAUGCAUUGCUGUUGAAACUAGCUUUCGUUAUAGUAGGGUAAGGGUAGCCUACAAGGGCUCAAUCGAAACGGAAUACAAGCAAUUCUUACAGGAAAAUAACAUAAUUGUUUUUAAAUAUGAGUGUCACCGGAUCAUCUCAUCUCUUCUUCCAUGAUGAGCAUAUAGCCUACAUGGAGGAGUUUUUAUGCACAUUCAAAAUAAUAACAGGAUCUGGCUAAAAUAAUGUAGAUUAGCCUAGAUAGAUGAAAAUAGGAUGGCCCCAAACUUGAUCUUUUAAUAAAGAUUUAUUUGAAAGUGGUCUGAUGUGCCAAACCCUUUAUGAUAGUCUUGACUACUUGGCGAAUGCAUUGGGCAGGACCAAAAAAAACGCCUUUAUUGAGAGGAGUGGAGGCUAUGCUUGGUUUUUUAAUAAAUGUUUUAUCAAAAACAUUUAGUUUUUUAUGUUUCUAAAUACAAGCUUUACUGGUACAAAAAGCACAUCCCUCUUGUUCCAUAUGCAAGCGUUUUUAAGGACACACGUCAGAUAAUGCCACCCCUCACACCUCAGCGCAAGCAAGCUCAUAUAAAACAGGUAAAUUACCAAUCCUGGCGCUAGGGUUUGAAAACAGAAGAGUGACAGCUUUAACAGGUCGAAAUUGCAAAUGAGCAUGCAUAAAAUAGAGCCCAAGAAGUAUUACUUUCAAUUUCCAAAAAUAAACACAACAUUCUAAUUUUAAUACAGUCAAUUUUUACUGGGAAGGAGAAAAUAUAACAAAAAUAAUACUACUAAGUAACCUAAUGAUGUGUGUAGUAAUGAUUUCAAACUUUUUUUUAUACAGGCAAAAUGGCAGAGUCCAGUGUUCAUGGUAAGUCAACAUGUUACUUUCUCAGAUGCCAUUGGGUUUUUUCUUGCUUAAAUGUACUUGAUCAAAAACUCCUUCAUAGUGAGCUUUUGCAGUGCUUACACUUAGAAUGUGAGCAAAAUAUCUGUAAGUGUGCCCAUCAUAUGAAGGUCGAUGUGUGGUCUAACAUUUCAUCAAAAUAUGUCAGUUAUAAAGUUGUAUGUUGUUACAAAAAGUAGCCGAGCUGAUACGCCACCUUUUUUACAUAAACCAGCUGCACUAAUGAUGAAGGUCAUGGAAUUAACAAUAAAGGUUCCAUCUUUAAUAUCCUGUUGCAGGUAAUCCAAGGAGGAGAAAAUUCUUCACUGUUGUCAGAGGCAAUACCUUGGCUUCUCAUAAGGACUUUUUGAAACAACUCACCAUGCAAGGAGACUUUACUGAAGUGAGGACCCUGGAGGAGAGUGAUGUCAUCAUGACUUUCUGUCCUAUCGUCAGUCGUGCUGGGACUGAUAUUGAAGCAGCACUGCAGGAGAUACCAAGUAAGAAGCAAAGUUAUUGACAUAUACUGCGUAUCUUAAAUGUUUUAUAUCAAAUCCAUGUCAGUGUUGACCUAUGUAUCUAGCAAGAGGCUAAUUAUCUGAAUGCUUUAUUUGUUAGCUUUUUCUCAUGCUAAACAUUUUAUUGUCACUUUCUAAACAGCUGGUAAACGUGUUGUUUUGGUGGUGCUGCAUCAUUCCUUCAACCCAGACUGCACAGUACCUAACAGUAGCAGACUGGUGACCAGACAUGAUAUACUAACAGUGGACUGUCUGUUCCAUGAGAACCAUGGACUACUGGACUGUCCUCGCAAUAAAGAAGCAGUCGCUAUGAUUUGGAGGAGUCUAAACAUACAGCCAAAGGUAAUUUACCCUACCAACAACCUACAUGUACUAAGGGUACAUUUCUCUCAUACUCCCCAUGCAUACUUUUGUAAUGUUUUUUUAUUGACCCAUUCAAAUGUUUCAUAUCACCUAUAUAGUAUACAAAUAUGAAGAAGCACAGAUUUCCCAAAAACAUUUUACUAGUCGGGUUCUGAUAGUCUUAGAGUAAUGGUUGCUAGUUAAAUGUUAGUUUUUUUUUACUGUAUUUGAUGCCACAAAACAACUUAAUGAGAAAAUGAAACAGCAGUUUUUUAUCUGUUUUUUCUUUUUCAUAAAUUAGCAAACAUUUCUAAAAUCCUGUUUUUGCUUUGUCAUUAUGGGGCAUUGGGUGCAGAUUGAUGAGGAAAAUUGUUUAUUUAAUCAAUUUUAGAAUAAGGCUGUAACGUAACAAAAUGUGAAAAAAGUCAAGGGGUCUGAAUACUUUCCCAAUGCACUGUACUAGAAGAGAAGUAGAAUCGGAUAAAGCAAAGUCACAGAUAAAUGGAGGUUAUAAAAAAUUUAAACAUUGAACAUGUUGAGACAGACUUUUAAUAAUCACAUAAUCAUUAUUUAAUUAUAAACACUGUUACAGUAGAAUUUCCAUAAUUUCUCAUACUCUACUAUCAUACAUGUAGUAUCACCUCAGCUGCCUUGCAUUUUCGCCUAAUGUCCCAACACAGAAUUUGCAUGUCCUUUGUCAUCUCAUAACAUCAGGUACAGGAUUGGAUGACUAAAUGGAGAAGCAAGAGGACUGGUGAGUCUGAUCUAUAAAUCUCAGUGAUUUUUUCCAAACAAGUGCAGAGACUGUCAUUUUUGAUUUCAUAUGAAUUAAACAUUUUAAUUACUCUGCCAUUUUUUAAGUCAUGUCACCCCCCUCUUUGUCUUUUCCUAAAUAAGUCUAUUCAACACACCAUCGUUGUUAGAAUCUUGAUAUCACCAACAGAGUUUGUGUUAUGAGCAGUUUUAGGAGGGAGGGCAAGUCAAAUUUCCCCAUUCCUCUUUUCCCCAACCCAACAGUUUACUGCCAUCUGACAAUGGCCCAUCGAAACUACACCUAAACUAUAUCAAAACUAAUUUCACACAUAGGCCUAUAGUAAUAGAUGAAGCCUAACAAAUCAAUGCUAUCUAGCUAGCUAAGUUUUGCUUCGUUGGACGUUCGUUUACAAUGUAUGCUAUUUCAGUUUGUGUAGUUGUUGGUUUAGCUUUCUGUAACUUUGUAGAAAGUACGGUGUAAUGAGCAUGCUGUUUAAUCAGCUUCAUGAUAUACCACACCUGUCAGGUGGAUGGAUUAUCUUGGCAAAGCAGAAAUGCUCCCUAACAGGGAUCUUUAAAAAUGUGUGCUCAAACUUUGAGAGAAAUAAGCUUUCUGGGCAUAUGUAAAAUUUCUGGGAUCUUUUAUUUCAGCUCAUGAAACAUGGGACCAACACUUUACAUGUUGUGUUUAUAUUUUUGUUGAGUGUGCAGUAUAUCGUGCGUGCAACCAGUCCUUUAACAAAACUACCCCGACCAGAGGAUACUAUUGUCAAUAGGCGCUUAAGGUAGUUAGCGUCUAUGAAUGGGCUAGAUAUAGCCUACCGAUGAUAUGGUGUUAUAAGACUGAAUAAUUUCAAUAUGUUUGGAGGAGUGUGUCUUUGGUAACCGGACAAGAGGCGCUCUUUUGAAAUGGGGAUGGAUACAAGCCGAAUGGAGUAUCCUAUGCACUGCAGGUAGGCCUACAGUGUGUGAAUUGUGAACAAUACAAAAGCUUCACGAGUAGACCAUUUAGAAACCUUUUAUGGAUAGGCUACUUGGCUAAUGGAUGGCCAGGAUAAGAAAGACACCAGAUGCAUUGCUGUUGAAACUAGCUUUCGUUAUAGUAGGGUAAGGGUAGCCUACAAGGGCUCAAUCGAAACGGAAUACAAGCAAUUCUUACAGGAAAAUAACAUAAUUGUUUUUAAAUAUGAGUGUCACCGGAUCAUCUCAUCUCUUCUUCCAUGAUGAGCAUAUAGCCUACAUGGAGGAGUUUUUACGCACAUUCAAAAUAAUAACAGGAUCUGGCUAAAAUAAUGUAGAUUAGCCUAGAUAGAUGAAAAUAGGAUGGCCCCAAACUUGAUCUUUUAAUAAAGAUUUUAUUUGAAAGUGGUCUGAUGUGCCAAACCCUUUAUGAUAGUCUUGACUACUUGGCGAAUGCAUUGGGCAGGACCAAAAAAAACGCCUUUAUUGAGAGGAGUGGAGGCUAUGCUUGGUUUUUUAAUAAAUGUUUUAUCAAAAACAUUUAGUUUUUUAUGUUUCUAAAUACAAGCUUUACUGGUACAAAAAGCACAUCCCUCUUGUUCCAUAUGCAAGCGUUUUUAAGGACACACGUCAGAUAAUGCCACCCCUCACACCUCAGCGCAAGCAAGCUCAUAUAAAACAGGUAAAUUACCAAUCCUGGCGCUAGGGUUUGAAAACAGAAGAGUGACAGCUUUAACAGGUCGAAAUUGCAAAUGAGCAUGCAUAAAAUAGAGCCCAAGAAGUAUUACUUUAAAUUUCCAAAAAUAAACACAACAUUCUAAUUUUAAUACAGUCAAUUAUUACUGGGAAGGAGAAAAUAUAACAAAAAUAAUACUACUAAGUAACCUAAUGAUGUGUGUAGUAAUGAUUUCAAACUUUUUUUUAUACAGGCAAAAUGGCAGAGUCCAGUGUUCAUGGUAAGUCAACAUGUUACUUUCUCAGAUGCCAUUGGGUUUUUUCUUGCUUAAAUGUACUUGAUCAAAAACUCCUUCAUAGUGAGCUUUUGCAGUGCUUACACUUAGAAUGUGAGCAAAAUAUCUGUAAGUGUGCCCAUCAUAUGAAGGUCGAUGUGUGGUCUAACAUUUCAUCAAAAUAUGUCAGUUAUAAAGUUGUAUGUUGUUACAAAAAGUAGCCGAGCUGAUACGCCACCUUUUUUACAUAAACCAGCUGCACUAAUGAUGAAGGUCAUGGAAUUAACAAUAAAGGUUCCAUCUUUAAUAUCCUGUUGCAGGUAAUCCAAGGAGGAGAAAAUUCUUCACUGUUGUCAGAGGCAAUACCUUGGCUUCUCAUAAGGACUUUUUGAAACAACUCACCAUGCAAGGAGACUUUACUGAAGUGAGGACCCUGGAGGAGAGUGAUGUCAUCAUGACUUUCUGUCCUAUCGUCAGUCGUGCUGGGACUGAUAUUGAAGCAGCACUGCAGGAGAUACCAAGUAAGAAGCAAAGUUAUUGACAUAUACUGCGUAUCUGAAAUGUUUUAUAUCAAAUCCAUGUCAGUGUUGACCUAUGUAUCUAGCAAGAGGCUAAUUAUCUGAAUGCUUUAUUUGUUAGCUUUUUCUCAUGCUAAACAUUUUAUUGUCACUUUCUAAACAGCUGGUAAACGUGUUGUUUUGGUGGUGCUGCAUCAUUCCUUCAACCCAGACUGCACAGUACCUAACAGUAGCAGACUGGUGACCAGACAUGAUAUACUAACAGUGGACUGUCUGUUCCAUGAGAACCAUGGACUACUGGACUGUCCUCGCAAUAAAGAAGCA
Molecule: messenger RNA, 10630 nt
Organism: Coregonus sp. 'balchen'
Lineage: Eukaryota; Metazoa; Chordata; Actinopteri; Salmoniformes; Salmonidae
Source: the annotation of a GenBank genome assembly